Kwoniella shivajii is the source of this 2250-nucleotide messenger RNA. RefSeq names its product threonine-tRNA ligase. The coding region runs from base 1 to 2250 and encodes 749 amino acids. Gene Ontology annotation, molecular function: ATP binding; threonine-tRNA ligase activity. Gene Ontology annotation, biological process: threonyl-tRNA aminoacylation. The record is from RefSeq and is a predicted model, not a curated record. NCBI's taxonomy places the organism in Eukaryota, Fungi, Basidiomycota, Tremellomycetes, Tremellales, Cryptococcaceae. The transcript is spliced from 11 exons. Gene Ontology annotation, cellular component: cytoplasm.
AUGUCAGCUGCUACACACCCCGUACACUCUUCGUCAGAACCUGCAAAACCUGCAGAGGGAUUAGAAUCCGUCACCCCGGGAGCUUCCGCUACCCAGGUCAACAAGAAACAAGGUCCAAAUAAGAAGGAAAAGAAAGAUAAGAAAGCUGGUGGAGGAGGUGGACCUCUGGAACUCAGUCCUGCGCCAGAAUACUUUGCGGAACGAAUCCAAAUCUAUGAUAAAUUCAAAGCAGAGCAUGACGAGUUUGUGAAGAACCAGGAACGAGUAGAUAUCACUGUUACUCUUCCUGACGGUAAGAAAAUCGAAGGAACUUCAUGGGAAACUACACCACUUGAUAUUGCUAGAGGCAUAUCACCUGGUUUAGCUGAUAAGGUUAUCAUUGCCAAAGUAAACAAUCAACAGUUAUGGGAUCUUACUCGACCACUUGAAUCAUCAUGUGAUUUGAAAUUACUUGAUUUCGAUUCACCAGAUAACAACUACGAAGCUCGACAAGUUUUCUGGCAUUCUUCGGCACAUGUCAUGGGUGAAGCUUGUGAAAGAAGAUUUGAUGGUUGUCGUCUAGGUUAUGGACCUCCAUUGGAAGAAGGUGGUUUCUUCUAUGACAUGAGUUUAGCGGAUGGUAGAACAAUCAGUCAAGAUGAUUAUAAAGGUAUUGAAGAUGUCGCCAAAAUCGCUGUAAAGGAGAAACAACCUUUCGAGAGAUUAGAAUUGUCGAAGGAAAGUUUGUUGGAAAUGUUUAGAUACAACAAGUACAAGCAACAUUAUAUCAACGACAAAGUGGCGGACGGUACUAGAACCACCGUUUACAAGUGUGGUCCUUUGAUCGAUUUAUGUCUAGGUCCCCAUGUUCCUCACACCGGUCGGAUCAAGUCUCUUGCCGUCACCAAAAAUUCCUCAUCAUACUUCCUCGGUGACGCCAAAAACGAUACAUUCCAAAGAGUGUACGGAAUGUCAUUCCCCGAUAAUGAUCGAAUGAAGGAGUAUAAGAAAUAUCUCGAGGAAGCUGCCAAGAGAGAUCACAGAAAGAUCGGUAAAGAGCAAGAACUUUUCGUGUUCAAUGAUAUCAGUCCCGGAAGUGCUUUCUUCUUGCCUCAUGGUAUGAGAAUAUAUAACACCCUUAUGAAUUUUAUCAAGGGCGAGUACUUCAAGCGAGGUUUCUCAGAAGUCGGCUCUCCAAAUAUGUUCAACUCCAAGCUCUGGCAGACUUCGGGUCAUUGGCAAAACUAUGCUGAAGACAUGUUCCAGUUGAAAGUUGAUGAGGAACAGUUCGCACUAAAACCCAUGAAUUGUCCGGGACACUGUGUCAUAUUCGAUUCCAGAGAACGAUCUUACAAGGAGUUACCAUUACGUUACGCUGAGUUUGGUGUUUUGCAUCGAAAUGAAGCGAGUGGUGCCUUAUCAGGUUUGACAAGAGUACGAAGAUUCGUGCAAGAUGAUGCUCACAUAUUCUGUACACCCGAUCAAGUCGAAUCGGAGCUUUACGGUGCUUUCGAAUUCCUCGAUGCUGUUUACAAACCUUUCGGAUUCACUUACAAAGUUGGACUUUCCACCCGAAACCCUAAGAAAUGGAUGGGUGAUCUUGCUUUGUGGGAUAAAGCAGAAGCUACUCUGAGAGAGGUGUUAGAGAAGAAGGUUCCUGGUAAAUGGCACGUGAAUGAAGAGGAUGCAGCUUUCUAUGGUCCUAAACUUGAUUUCCAAUUGACUGAUGCAUUGAAGCGAAAUUGGCAAUGUGGUACCAUCCAACUCGAUUUCAACUUGCCAGAACGAUUCAACCUCAAAUACCACUCUUCUGAACAAGCAUCAGAAAACACCCCUGGUGCCCAAUUCUCAAGACCUGUCAUGAUUCAUCGAGCUAUCUUGGGUUCGUUGGAAAGGUUCAUCGCUAUCAUCACCGAGUCAUCAGGUGGAAAAUGGCCAUUGUGGCUCUCCCCAAGACAAGUGGUGGUCAUUCCUGUAGCCAAGCCAUUCGUAGAAUACGCUCAACAAGUAUCAAAGCGAUUCACAGAUGCUGGUCUUUACGCAGAAGCGGAUUUGAGUGAUAAUACUUUGAACAAGAAAAUCAGAAAUGCUCAGACUGCUCAAUGGAAUUUCAUCAUGGUCGUUGGUGGAGAUGAACAGAGUUCGCAAUCCGUAAACAUCAGAAAUAGAGAUGAUGAAGUUCAAGGUAGAGAAGAAACCGUUAAACUUGAUAUUGCAGUCGAGAAAUUGAUUGCUCUUAGGGAGAGUAAGGCUGCUAUAAGUAAGCUUUAG